CAUCCGUCUCUACUCUUUCACUUGCUCCAAUGGCCGCCUCCGCAAUCAGGAGCCCUAACCCCACCGCAGCCACCUCCAGGGCAGCCGCCGCGCCGCUCCCUUCCCGCUCGGUGCUGCGGGUGCCGGUGCCUCCCGCGUCUGGCGCCCGGAGGGGCGCCGUGGUCGCAGCGGCAAUGCAGCCGGCGAAGGCGGUCGCGGCGGAGGCGUCCCCAGCCAUGAUGGAGAUCGGGAACGGCGCGGCGGUCGGCGGGCUGGCGAGGCCCGACGCGAUGGGGAGGUUCGGCAAGUUCGGGGGCAAGUACGUGCCCGAGACGCUGAUGCACGCGCUCACCGAGCUCGAGGCCGCGUUCCACGCGCUCGCCUCCGACGACGAGUUCCAGAAAGAACUUGACGGCAUUCUCAAGGACUAUGUAGGCCGUGAGAGCCCCCUGUACUUUGCAGAGCGCCUGACGGAGCACUACAAGCGCGCCGAUGGCACAGGCCCGCUGAUUUACCUGAAGAGGGAGGAUCUUAACCACACCGGUGCCCACAAGAUCAACAAUGCCGUGGCGCAGGCUUUGCUUGCCAAGAGGCUCGGGAAGCAGCGCAUCAUUGCUGAGACUGGGGCUGGCCAGCAUGGUGUUGCCACCGCCACGGUGUGCGCCCGUUUUGGGCUGCAGUGCAUCAUCUACAUGGGUGCGCAGGAUAUGGAGAGGCAGGCGCUUAAUGUUUUCCGGAUGAGGCUUCUUGGAGCAGAGGUUAGGGCAGUGCAUUCUGGGACAGCAACCUUGAAGGAUGCAACUUCUGAGGCUAUCCGUGACUGGGUCACCAACGUAGAGUCUACACACUACAUCUUGGGCUCAGUGGCUGGUCCUCACCCAUACCCGAUGAUGGUGAGGGAGUUCCAUAAAGUUAUUGGCCAGGAGACCCGGAGACAGGCCAUGGACAAGUGGGGUGGCAAGCCUGAUGUGUUGGUUGCUUGCGUUGGCGGUGGAUCAAACGCCAUGGGUCUGUUCCACGAGUUCGUUGAUGAUCAAGAUGUAAGGCUGAUUGGAGUGGAGGCUGCUGGUCACGGUGUAGACACUGACAAGCAUGCGGCAACUUUGACAAAGGGUGAAGUGGGAGUUCUUCAUGGGUCUUUGAGUUAUUUGCUGCAGGAUGACGAUGGACAAGUUAUUGAACCGCACUCCAUCAGUGCUGGGCUGGACUACCCUGGUGUUGGACCUGAACACAGUUUUUUGAAGGAUAUUGGACGUGCUGAAUAUGACAGUGUGACAGAUCAGGAGGCUCUGGAUGCUUUCAAGCGUGUCUCUCGGCUGGAGGGCAUCAUCCCAGCCCUGGAGACGUCCCAUGCGCUUGCAUACCUUGAGAAGCUCUGCCCGACCCUGCCGGACGGCGUGAGGGUGGUGGUUAAUUGCAGCGGACGAGGAGACAAGGAUGUCCACACCGCCAGCAAGUACCUUGAUGUCUGAACUCCACUCCAGAGAGGCUAAAUAACAGCUUUUCAAUGAGAGCUGUUUCUGAAGAGCACAACAAUAAUUUAGUGGCGUUCGUUUGGAUGAAGUACAAAUAAUCCUUGGAAGCUUGUAUUAGCUAGUAGUGUGUUUGUUUGUUGUCUUGUAUCCGAAUGAUAUCGAAGCAGGUUAAAUAAAGAUCAAGCUUUCACC
This is a messenger RNA of Phragmites australis (common reed), 1646 nucleotides long. RefSeq names its product tryptophan synthase beta chain 1. The transcript is spliced from 5 exons. Gene Ontology annotation, molecular function: tryptophan synthase activity. Lineage: Eukaryota; Viridiplantae; Streptophyta; Magnoliopsida; Poales; Poaceae. Gene Ontology annotation, biological process: L-tryptophan biosynthetic process. The coding region runs from base 30 to 1451 and encodes 473 amino acids. The record is from RefSeq and is a predicted model, not a curated record. Gene Ontology annotation, cellular component: cytoplasm.